Molecule: messenger RNA, 1852 nt
Organism: Amorphotheca resinae ATCC 22711
Lineage: Eukaryota; Fungi; Ascomycota; Leotiomycetes; Helotiales; Amorphothecaceae
Exons: 2
Coding region: 341-1801 (486 amino acids)
Biological process (GO): lipid metabolic process
Molecular function (GO): phosphoric diester hydrolase activity
Source: RefSeq, a predicted model, not a curated record
GAGCACCGUGUCAGCACUACUUGUUGUCCGAGACUACGACUACGACUACGCUCAUCUUUGCUUAACUGCACAACUGCAUAUGUACAAAGGAUAGCACCCUGGACCCUGGCUACAACGCGGGAGCACCUAAGGCAAGACAAAGCAGUACAGGGGCCUAAACGUGCCGGGUCGGUCUGUCGACUUCUCCAACGUCAUAGCCGCUCGCUCUACAUGCAAUUUUCUUGGCUCUAUCAUCAAAACUUCUCUGCCCAUCCCGCUGCCUGAGCCUUGACUGGUGUUGCGGAGGUGGUCGUUCUCGAUAUCGUCGAGACUCUGCGACGCUCAUACCACCACCGCAGUCAUGCUGUACACACGUCUCCUUCCAUAUGCCAGCCUCUUUGCCGUCGCCGCAAAUGCCCAGGCAACUUCAGAUUUGAUUCUGGGGGGAGGCUCGACUUCGACUACAUCAAGUUCAGCCUCAACUUCGGGUUCGAGUUCGGGGUCAAGUUCAGGCAGUAGCUCAACGGUCCCGACCAGUGGGCUUUCUGAGCCAGCAACUCCUACAGGAAGCUAUAUAUCCUACUCCUCGACCAUCACCAUUGAGUUCACGACUUCGUCCUCUGCAAUCACAACGUCCGCGAUCCUUUCUACAAUCACCAGCGGGUCAACAACAGAGACUACAACUCUGGGGUCAACAACGAUUUUUGGCUAUAGCACUGAGGAGACAACCAGCAAUGUAACCUCCUCGACAACAGCUCCAACAACCUCACAAUUGCUUCUCUCGGGUUCAUUCUCCGCAACUUCCACCGUGACCCUGAAUUCCACUUCCUCUACCUCUACCCAACCUGCUCCGUCGGCGACUUGCAAUAACUACCCUCAAUUCUGCACGCGGAAAUACGGCAACAUUACCGAGGUUUCUGCACACAACUCCCCCUUCAUUAAAUCUGGCAAUGCAGCUGCCAAUCAAGAUCUCAGCGUUACGGCGCAACUCAACGACGGAAUUCGUCUUUUGCAGGGGCAGGUACACUUCAAUGGCAGUGUCCCACACUUCUGCCACACAUCUUGCGAUGUGCUCGAUGCCGGCCCUAUCACUGAGUAUCUAGGGUUGGUAUAUAACUGGGUUUCAAGUCAUCCCUUUGACGUUGUCACAAUUUUGAUUGGAAAUGGGGACUAUAAGCCCGUUGAACAAUUUGUACCUUUCCUCCAGCAGACCGGGCUGGUAAAGUUUGCGUACACACCUCCCAAGAUCCCCAUGGGAAUCGAUGACUGGCCAACUCUCUCCCAAUUCAUCCUGACUGGCAAGCGAGUCCUCUUUUUUAUGGACUACCAAGCAAACCAAACUUCGGUGCCGUGGAUAAUGGACGAAUUCUCUCAGAUGUGGGAGACGCCCUUUGAUCCCACGGACCGCUCAUUCCCCUGCACUGUCCAACGUCCACCAAACCUCUCCCCGCAAGAUGCGAAAAAUCGCAUGUACCUCAUGAACCACAACCUUAACUAUGAUAUCAACAUCUUGGGAAACAGCCUUUUAGUGCCGAAUUUCCCAUUAUUGAACAUCACCAAUAAUAUUACUGGUUAUGGAUCUCUGGGCAGCUCAACUCAGAAUUGCGAGAAUAUGUGGGGGUUCCCCCCCAAGUUCCUCAACGUAGAUUACUACAACGUUGGAAACGGCUCCGUCUUCGAGGUAGCAGCGAUGUACAACAACGUCACGUAUAACCGGACCUGCUGCGGUCUCCCGACUAGCGGUUCCAUGAAGUUGGAAACUGCAGGGCGGAGCGCGACGUUUGGUCUUGUACUGGUGGUGCUCAGUUGGAUGUUUCUAUAAUGAGCAUUAACUGAUAACGAUGUUGAAACCAGACAUGAUUUGAUCCCUUGU